CUAAUGGUAGAUAGAGUGAUUGAAGACAAUGCUGGAGUAUCAGCUGUUGCAAUUAAAAAUGUAUAUCAUUUCUUUCCUGGGCAUUUCCAAGAAAGACCAAUUAUGCCUACCUGGAGUUCUCAUGGUUGAGGACCCCCAUUAAUAUGUAAGAAGACUGAAGUGUAGCUUCUUCGAAGUUUCUCUUGCGAUGAUAACGACUCAAAGUCUCAAACUCAAUUAUAUCCUUCAAAUUCUCCAGAUGAAACCUAUUUGGCCUUUGGGAAUUUCUGCUUCCAUGUACAUGUGUGUAUAAAUCGGAGUUUCUGCCUCAAAAAGGGAAAGUUUCUCAUAUUGCUCUCAUCAGAUGAGUGCACAACACAACAAUUGUUAAGGAGCAGUAACAUGGUGAUUAAAGAAAGUUUACUUCGCAUUAACAGGCUCUUGAGAAGCAAGAAAAUUAGUGCAUCACAAACACUGAUAGGCAGGAAUUACGGGUGGCAUCGUGCACCAUUACGAAGCAGAACUACAAGUCCACAAGCGUCAAUAUUGAUACAAAGAACAAUUGAACAUCUUGCCGCUGAUAACGAAAUAGGUAACCAAGAAGUUGUGGUUACAGUUUCUUAAAGGACCCCUUUACCAUAACCAGGAGAGCCCUGCAUGGAAGACAACAAAGGAAGUGGCGUGGAAUCAUAUUUGCAGAACAACUAGUAGUAUUACUGGGGCUUUAAGAGAAAGUGACAUGUAUAAUCUUUAUGUUGCUGCAGUGAGAAAGGUGAAGAACGAAGGUUUAGAUCGCUAUUAUAAGGAUAGUGAGGGAACCAUCCAUCACCUCGGUGAGAAUGAAUAUCUACAUAUGAUGAUUUAUGAUGGCUGUUUUUUGUUGCAAUUAAUUCUGUUUGUUCUUGGUUGAGAGAAAAAACUCAAGCACAUUGUGGAUCAUCCGGUAUUUGGGCAACUUGAGGGUGACAAAGUAUCCAUGAUAAGAGAUGCAGUUUCAUCUAUAUUUGUGGUAGGUAACCAAGUUCCUCUUGUAGUGCUUCAGGCAUUGAUGAAACAAAGUUUCUUUCAGGAAGUUGUUAAUGGUGGGAUAUGGGAACAGCCAAUGGACCUGGAAAGGUGGGUCUUGUUUGAGCUCCUGCUGGUCCCUUCUUUGAUGGAUAGCUCAAAAUAUGCAGUAGAAGUCAUAACAAUUCCAACUGCCUCUCUAGCUGAAUACAUGCACAGCCGAAGAACUGGAGGUAACUCGCUUGCAAUUCAAAGUAGGUUCUCCGAAACCAAAAAGAGGGUCGCUUUAAAAGAUGCCCCGAUUGACCUCCUUCACGGGCUUUGGUUGUUAGUGACAGGUUCAUCUCAAAAACCCAAAAAGGAUGGUUCCAUUGAAGAUGAAUAUAUCUAUGCAGGAGAAGAUGAUAGUACAAGUAGAAGUGACCACAUAUACGAUGUUGUCCGUCAAACAGUACGAAGUGCUACAGAGCUUAAAGAAGAAGGCAUCGUUUUUCAGUGUAAUGAAGGCACAAGGAUUGAUGGAAUCAAGUUCAAGCAAGUUAUGUUCAAUGCAACUCUAAUCAUCCCUCGUCUCAUAGUAGAUUCUGAGCAACAUCUUUACAUGUUGUUCAGUAACUUGAUCGGAUACGAAAUUACACACUUUGGGCAGAAGCAGCGUGAAGUGUGUGAAUAUCUAGAGUUGAUGCGUGAACUCAUUAGAUCAGCAGACGAUGUCAAAGUCCUUGCUGCAAGCGGAGUCAUUAUUGUGGAUCCCAAUCUGGAGGAAAAGAUUCCACUUCUCUUUCGAGAUUUACCUUUUCCAAUGGUGAUGAGAAGCCAUGGUGGUAGUCUGAGACGGGUUAGAGAUGAACUCAAUAGUUAUACUCGACCCAGUGCAUUUAAGAAGUUCGGUGAAGUGCUUACCAUUGUGGUGAUUCUUAGUCUAAUUCAAACUGUGUACACCAUGCUUAGCAUUCAUUUAAAGAAGUAGCUAAACAGAUUGUUUCAUUUAUGUGUAAUAAGUGGCCAGUAAACAAGGCCUUUUAUGUUAUAGAGGUAGAUGAACCGAUUAUUUUGUGAAAUUUUCUAAUUUUAUUUGUAUGAUUGGCCGGUGAAGGAGGCUAUCUAUG
Papaver somniferum (opium poppy) is the source of this 2093-nucleotide messenger RNA. RefSeq lists its product as uncharacterized. The transcript is spliced from 2 exons. Lineage: Eukaryota; Viridiplantae; Streptophyta; Magnoliopsida; Ranunculales; Papaveraceae. The record is from RefSeq and is a predicted model, not a curated record. Bases 956 to 1954 code for a protein of 332 amino acids.